CCAUGGCAUCCUUCUUUCAGCCCUCUCUUACAGGGCCAAGCACUGAUACAGACACCAGCACGAGGUUUCUUAUCAACUGGAAUGCAACACUGAAGGGCUCACAGCUCACCCUGUACUGGCACCAAAUCCUUGUCGUUGCAGUCGGUGGUACCUCUCUCGUCCUUGGACUCUCAAGCUUCAUCAUACAAUACAUUCGAAAGAAGCGCCCCCUAAAAAAGAACCCUCUACCACCAAGCAUCAAAAGAUUUCUCCAGCUCCCGCGAGCAUGGACACAACCCAAAGGCCCGUCACCAAGAACAGAGAAAGACACGCCAAUCACCUCUGAGAAAGCUCCACCUACACCAGUCUUCUCCCCACCCAAGUUGUCGUUGGUCAAGACUNUUUGUGUGUCCGAACACGAGUUACCAGUUCAGCACUUCCGAUCCAACUUUGACCUGCAUAUUGUUGGAUUGACUAGAGAAAGGACCCUCGAUAGACCACCAGAGCGAAUUCAGGAUUCCAUUGACCAAGUACGUGGCCAUGAUGAGCCGCCAACGCGCUCAGCGCAUGGCACUAACGAAAGCGCGAAGUCAUCUCGUCGCUCGACACGAGACUCGCUUGGGAGUACUGCACAUGACACGGCUCGAGAUUCCAUACACCCUCCUCGAAUCUCAGCCGAUGCGCAACCAGCGACGAACGUCUCGACUAUCUUCUAUGGUGCUCUCAAAGCUACAUCAGCAUUGCAGAAAGAGAGUAUUGAAGAAAAGGCCGCAUUACUCAACAAUCUUCGACUCAAACAAGGUCUACAUGGAGUCGUUGUAUCAUACAGCCGAGACGACUCGGCUGAGGACAUCAAUGCACUCUUGAUAGCUUUGAGAAACCUGCACGUGUCAGUGAUUCUUACAGGUGAUCCUGAUUUGAAGAUCGUCGACUCAAUUUCCUUCGCGCUCAUCGACGGCCUUAUAAUACGAAACGCAUUUGUUCUGCCCGACGGUCAGCGCCGAGGUNUUUUUCGCGCCGCCCAAGUGCGAGAGUGCGUCGCAAGAUGCAAACGUCAAAUGAACGCUCGACCAGAGUUCUUCAUGGGCUUUCUCGAGAUCUGGAUAGUCAGACCUUCGGCCGCAACUCUACGCAGGGCAUUCAAGCUGGCCGACUUCUUCGGGGCUACAAUUCAGGCCCAAGCGGUCUCGCAGCACAACACACGAACGGAGAUGUGUCUAAGCGGAUUCGACUGGCUAAAACGAAUGGAAAUAGUGUAUCUACAAAAAUGCUGGUCGCAAAACCCUGCGACGAAUGCUUUAGAUGCAGAGACAGACGCCAUUCACUUCGACACCCAAAGACUAUCUGAGAUCCUGGGUCCAGCUGAAGAUCUGCUCGCGCUAGCUCCCUUGCCUCCUGAUCUUCUAUCUAUCCAGAAUGAGCGACUGGAAAGCGUGCCUAGUCCAGACUACAUUUUGAACGCUCCGAGAAGAGAAAGUAUAUGGGACGUAACGAGCUGUGGCGCGCCGCUCUGCAAAAAUGGAUGUUACAACCUCCGGGACCAAACCACAGAGGAGCAUUAUGGGCGUAUCUUGCAAACUCAGCGCCGACUAAAGCAAUUGCAAAUGCUGCACAUUUACGCAGAAAUUGAGAUCAUGACAACGUCAAAAGUGUUGAGCACAGCCUUGAAGAACUCUUCUUAUCCUCAGUUGCUGCAGCUGCUGCUUGACCAGCUUACAAAGGGACGUGUGCGGAUCUACAAGGGCCUAGAUAGUGGGUUUAGCCUUCCCGAUGACGGUGGGCAUAUGUUCGGGCUCUCUGAUAGCUCCCAGGAAGAUGGUCAUGUCUUUAUCGACAUCUACAUCUCACUCAAGAACGCAUACGACACUGCUACUAUAUGGCACGUGUUCCUCGCACAUCACGGGAUACCGCGCUUACAAUGCUACGAAGAGGAGCUCUUGUUCUUUCCUGGCGCGCGGCUUCCAAAAAGUCUACAACAGGAGUUGACUCAAAGCACGGAAGCCGAGCUGCUUUCCAUCAUUCAACAAGUCCGAUUGAGCGAUACCGAUCAUGUUUUCCAUCAAACGAUCAUCGAAACAUGCGCCUCUAUCUUACUCGAGGAUAGUAGACAGACUACAUGGACAGCCCUUCAUUCUCGAGCCUGUCUUGACGGAUCAUUGAGUAUGCGAACUCUGAUCCAGAUGCGUCUUGAGCAAUUCGCGAAGCAAGGCGCACGCCAGCUUCCUGAGCUCGGAAAGCUUGUGGAGUUCUCUCAACUCCUCGAACGAAAGUUGCAGGAUGCUUUGUUCACUACCGAUCGAUCUACGCUAAAUCAGCUGUCAGCUCCUCUUGUUGAUGCUUACAAUGCUAUUGGAAUAACCCGAGCGGCUGGCAGCAGACUAGAUCUUUACGGUUUGAUGUACUUCUGCACUUUGCGCAAGCUCGCUUACGAGGAUGUCUAUCUUGAAACGACAGACCGCUGUCCGUUGUUCUUGCAACAGCAUGACCAAGCUGGUGUAUUCUCUGAGUUAUGGGUUUUGGGCUCGCAGUGCGAGAUCUACUUCGGCAUUCAACCCCGAGCUCUGGGAGAAGUCACCUACGAUAAGUAUCACGAGUACCUAUCUCGGCAUCCACCUCCACCUGCAUCGUGGGAUGGUAAAAAUGUUUUCACCGCUUACUCCAAUACUGAAGCUCGGAUAAAGUUAGAGAGACAUGAGGUGAUGACAGGCUCUGGCUCACCUGUAGAUUUGCCUGGACAAGCACCUGGUUUUAGACUCGACGAGCCAGAAUCGACAAAACGUCUUACUGAAGCUGCCAGCACAUUCGGUGCCCUGUCGAUCUUCUGUUUUCCAGCUAUAAUCGAUGUCCUAUUGCUGACAUUUGUCGGUCGUGGUUUCUAUAUCACGGCAUUCAUGGAUUACAGAGUUACUGACAUGGCCGACUACGCCAUUCUGACUGCUCUGCUCAUGACCGGUGGCAUCACUGGCUGGGUGGGCAGCACUGGAGGCUUUUAUCUCUACAAUCGUUUCUCUGGAGCAUUUUUAUUGACCACGAUCGUAGCAUUAUGUGGCUUCUUCGCGUUUGGUGCCCAAGUUUCCUGGUUCCACGGUGGAUUCAUAUACUUGGUCUAUCUCUUUCCUUUGACGACUUUCCUUAACUUGUUAGGCAUGUUCGCUACCAUGCACCGGCUAGGUUGCCCUCUGACUUCCGGCCGCAUCGCAAUGUGGCGGUGUAUUCCCAUACUCUUCAUCUCUCCCAUUGUCACUAGCCUCGUCAAUGGGCAUGAUCUUCUGAUCUACCUGCUCAUUAUUUAUACCUUCGUCAUCACACUCCUGGUCACCUUUCGAAACCUUCUCCACGAAUGGACCACCUGGCUGGCCAAAGUACCGUCAGUGAAAGAGAAGGAUUUGAUAACCUGGUACAACUCGAAGAUGAGGAAGGAGCAAGAAUCUGUGUCUGGAGGCCACUCUCAAGAGAUUGCCGCUAGUGCUCGUCUUGCUCUCCGACUUGCGGUACAUCAAUAUCGCAACAGAAGCUUUUCUAGUCGAGUGUUCAAUCCUGAAGCGGACGUGGAUCCUUUCGUCAAGAAGAUGGGCAUCGGGCAUCCGUAUGCUCUCUGGCUUCUCGAAAAAGAAGCUGGGGGAGCGGAACUGCCUCCUAUCUAUACGACAACUUGGUUUGUGCAACUUGAGCUUGCGUUCACCGAUCAGCGACAGUUGACGCGAGGCCUCAAGGAGCAUAGUCAGUUCAUCACCUUUCGCUACUCGAACGCCCUUAUGGAUCGCUGGAUCGAUCUUAUCAUGCUCGCAAGACGACCGGAGAUUGUCACAUAUUUCGAUGAUCGGGCGCGUUAUGGAAUCUGCUUUGGGCUUUUGUACUUCCUGCUCAGUGCAGUCGCAGUGGAUCUGGUGUUGCAAAAGUACUGGCCACUUGCAACCGAGCUCCCAGAUCGCAAGAUUGCCAAUCUAAAAACAUACGAUGAAGUCAAGCUCGAUCAGAAACGAGUUGCACUGGGGGAACUUAUGAGCUACCUAGCUAUAAUCUUUGGUGUUUUGACCGUUCUCAUAUGGGUCUUCGUCAUCGACCACAGAUCAAUUAUCUUGUACUUUCUGUAUAUUUCAGGCUACACAGGAGUGUGUCUGUUCCAGUUCAAUCGGUGCUUUACCAAACACCCAAAAGCUCACGUGGUCGCCGUGCUAAUAUGUUGCGCUGUGGGUUUUAUUGUUGGCUGCAUCCUUCGAGCAGCACCCUCUACGAAAAAUCUGUUCUACGAUUUUGUCAUUGGCUUGAACAUCACCAGCAUCUCAGCUGCUAUUGCUACUUUCCUGCUGACCGGCUAUUUUUCGUCGCCAACAAGUCGAUUAGACCAACCUGGAGAUGUUACCAAGAGAAACAGCAAGACCACCGACAAACGUUCUUCGGCUGAUGCGAAUGCUCAACCAGCAAGCUGGGCGACUUUGUUCAAAACUCAUACCAACACACUAUGCAAUUUAUCGCACACUACGCAUCGCAAGAUUCUCCAACAUUUAUGUCUUGACAUCGACGUUAAUGUGCAGUGGACCAAGAUUCCUGACGACGUCCGAUCUCUUAUAGUAUCACGCAUGCUAGGCGUAACAGGCCAUACGACUGCCUCCGCCCGGACAUGGUUAGCUGCGGAGUCAAAAAAUACCCAGGAAUCUGACAACGAGUUAGAAAGGUGCCUAGUGAACUAUGGAAGCCAGAAAUCGACCGUCAGCAAGGAUGCAGACAAUGCUUUCAAGAUCGCAGGCUCGUACAGAGACCCAGAGUUGACCUCUGUACUGGGAAGAAAGUUCGGUGUGGUGUCCAAGCUAAAGCACUUUGUUACAACUGUUGGCCUGACGAUCUACGACAUUGUGAAAUGGAUAGCUCUCAUCUCAGGUGGGGCACCAGACGCCAAUCGUGAGCUGUGGUUUGCUCUCAGAAACAACCCGUUACACAAGCCUCUGCUCUGGACAUUGCUCAAGAUCUGGAAGGCAUGCUGGUUCGUCAAAAACUUCUUGACCUACUUGUUUCUGAUUCUCGACUCAAAGACCAAGACGACCUCGACGUUUGAGUAUCAAAACAAAGAAUGGAGACGUUGGCCGACGAAGAAAAUCACCAAGGAAGGAGACGGCCAUGAGAUCGAAUCCCUCUAUGACAAACAUGGUCGCGUAGUCAGUGGGAAGUUGUUUCGUGGCGAGGCAGGGUUCUCUUUCGAAUAUCUUUACAAGAAGAGACCCAAAGGCAACACCGAGAUCCUUAAAGCGACCUACACGCAGGAAAACGCUGAAGGCACUCCUCCCGUUGUGUCUGUGUUUUGGAGCGUGCAACCCCGAUCUGGUUCUGAGAAGGUCAAGAGUUGGACUCCUUCUGAAAAGAUUAGACGAGUAAUCGCAGUUCUGGAUGGACAAACUUACGAGACUGAAUGGGUCUACAAGCACGCAAGAGAUCCCGAUCUCGAGACAACAUUGACAGAUCAGCACGGUACAGUGCUUACUGGCGUACCGGCCCCUGCGGCGAUCUUGGAAGAUGCAUUCGGUCUGCUCAAGAAACCAAAAGACUUGUCUUUUGACCAUGUCGAUCUGUUGGUUUAUCAUUCUCUACGCUGGCUUACGAGAUUUCCGAAACAUGGCGAGGAAGUCUCUAAGCCUUCUUCAUGGUUCAUGUCACUCAUGCCAUUUGGUUAUUCAGACACANAAAAGAAAGUCGUCUACCGAAGGCUGCCGACUGCUGUCUUGAGGACAGCACUUUGGACUUUCUGGGCAAAGCCACCUCACCUGGAUGCUGUCUCGGCAUGUUUCCUGGACGAAAUGAUAUUGCGCAAAGAGCCUCUUCUGAAGAAGUACUGGAAGCUUCGGGAUACUGGCAAGCUAUUGGAAGCUGCGCACUUCCUUGAUGAAAAUCUUGACUUGAUUAUAUCUGCCAUUGAGCCGUCUACAGAAGCAUCUCAGACGUGUCCUCUUCUCAUCAAAGUGUCAGACUUGUUUAUUAUGGGUCUAGGGAAGGACGCGAAUCAAGUUACAGCUCGUCCCGAGGAUGCAUAUCGCGAUACCCAGACUCGUACAUCUGUGAUUUUCUCUGACAAUGGCUGCUGGCCUGAUAAUCCGGGUGGUGUGUCCAACUGCAGGCGAGAUUUGGUCAACGGGCAUACUACUAUUCGAGGUCACUGUUUAGCCGAGUCAGCCAACGAUUUCGGAAUACCUCGAUACCAAAUCGAGCAGAACAUCAACUCUUUGAAGAUUCUGCCCUUGUGGGGACUUGACGGGAAAACACCAUACCACGGCGUACUUGACAAUUUACUGCAAACCCAAAUCGAUGAGAGGUUCUUCCAGACACGGAUUGAAGAAGACAUCAAGGUCAUCUUUAUUCCUCUGCUCACAACCUUCGUCAAGGGUGCACGGAUGAGGCGUUACACCCGUAGCGACUUAGUCAUAUUUAGUAAUGUGAUCUUGCAGAUGAGCAGGUACUUUGAGAAAUGCGACUUCAACAAAACCUGGGACAACAAGGACGUCUGGGAUGCAUGGAUCCAAGCCUGGCUCAUUGAUUACCAAGAUCCAAAUAUUGGCAACCCUCGAGACUGCUUCGAGAUCGAGCAAGCAACUAUGAGCGACUUCAAAAGUGCACUCGGCUUGUACGUCUGCUACUUUUUCAUCUAUUCGGUCGAGCUUCCACCGGAUUGUCCCACUGUCUUUCAAAGCACACAUCACGGGAUCAGCAGUCUCUAUGGUAUGCUUCUCAAAUACCGUCGUGGAACUACCUGGGGCAUUUGGGAUCAUGCAAUCUUGUGGCGAGAAACAUGCUUGAACAUCAGUCCAGCGCAAUGCUUGCUCCCGAUUCCAGUCCAGUCUAUGCUUCUUGCCGGUAUCAAGCUGGCUUGCCAUCUGGCGUAUACCCAUGUUGAUAUCAUCCUGCCAUGCACUUCCGUCUUCAACCCUGACUGGGAGAUUGAUUUAGGCACAGAUCAAGGACUACGAGGUAGCAAGAAGCUGUUCGCACGCAAAAUUGAUCCCAUUGUGAAUGGAAUCGGUAAUAUGGAUGCCUUCCAGCCAGUGACAGAAACUAGGAGCAAGAUCCCAACAUGCGUAAUGCUCUCGAAUGUUCAGUUUAUCAAGGACGUCAAAAAUGCCGUACUGGCUGCAGAUGUCAUUGUCAACAAGUACGGCUUCGCCGACUAUCGUCUGGUUGUUUAUGGCGCUCAAGAUAGACAACCAAGCUAUGCGCUCGAAACGACUACACUCAUCAACACACGCAAUCUUAACACUAACGUCAUCCUUGCUGGUUUUGGUUCACCAAAAGAAGUUCUCAAAGAUGCCUGGCUGUUCAUGAAUUCUUCUCUCUCUGAAGGGCUUCCUCUAGCCAUUGGUGAGGCCGCUCUUUCUGGAAUUCCCAUUGUUGCUACAGAAGUUGGCGCUACUGCUUUGGUGCUCACUGACCCUGAUGACUCGACAAAGCGUUACGGCGAGGUCGUACCUCCCAACGACCCAGAGGCACUCGCAAGAGCACAGCUGAGCAUUCUCGGCAUGCUUGGUCCCUGGGCAGAGUACACUACCGACAAGAUCAAGCCACCUCCACUCCCUGACUCACUCAAGCCCGAUGAUGUUGCACGAAUUAUGGCAAGAAUGUAUGAAAAGGCAGCCGAUCGUCGUGCUCUAGGCCUCAGACUUCGAGACGUCGUCCUUCGCAGUUUCCACGGACAGAGGUACCUUCGCGAGCACGAGCAAAUGUAUUGGAUACAACGCUGUUGGGCAGAAACCCGUCGCUCGGCAUACAAACUAAGCCGACAUCCGCCAGCCAACGCCGCUUUCGGCGAGUCGAACAUCUUCGAGUACGAUGACGCUGGUGAUACUGGAGAAGAUGCUAAGGCACGUUGGCAAGACUUCCAGUUGGAUCAACUGCAAUCUCGUAGUCAUCCGCCACCU
Molecule: messenger RNA, 7877 nt
Organism: Aureobasidium vineae
Lineage: Eukaryota; Fungi; Ascomycota; Dothideomycetes; Dothideales; Saccotheciaceae
Source: the annotation of a GenBank genome assembly